Molecule: messenger RNA, 1829 nt
Organism: Gadus morhua (Atlantic cod)
Lineage: Eukaryota; Metazoa; Chordata; Actinopteri; Gadiformes; Gadidae
Product: probable N-acetyltransferase CML1
Exons: 2
Coding region: 149-829 (226 amino acids)
Molecular function (GO): N-acetyltransferase activity
Source: RefSeq, a predicted model, not a curated record
CGUCCCUCUCCUGGAUAGCCAACCAGCGACCAGUAGGUUCAGCAGUGGAGAACAAGUGCGGAACUCUCCUCCGGAUGUAAGUUAGAUUUUGCUGUGCCAAGGAAAACUGGUUUAUCUGGAUUUAGUCCCGAGCCAGCGAGGGGACACCAUGGACCGGCUCCGGAUCCGGGAGUACCGCAGCGAGGACUACCAGGAGGUGCGCCGGCUGUACGCCGCCGGCUUCAGCGAGAAGACCCACAGCCUGUUCGUCCACGUGCUGACCCGCCCCUGGGUCCAGCUGGCCCUGCUGGCCCCCCUCCUGGGGGUACUGGUCCUCUCCGGGUCCGCCCUGGCGGCCCUGGCUGCCGCCGCCCUCCUGCUGUCCGGGACCCGGCUCGCCGUGGGCCAGCUCCUGGACCGGGGCGUCCGGCUGGGGCUCCGGGAGGACCUACAGGACAUCGGCGCCAGCUACAUGACCCCGGGCCGCGUGGCCUGCUUCUGGGUGGCGGAGGACGGCCCGGGCGGCCCCCUGGUGGGCACCGUGGGGGUCCUUCCCUGCGUCACCCAGCCCGGGGCCUGGGAGCUGAAGAGGAUCUCGGUGCGCCGGGACCAGCGGGGGCGGGGCGUGGCCCGGGCGCUUUGCGGCGAGGCGGUGGCGUUCGCGGCGCGCAGCGGCGUGCGCCGCAUGGUGCUCUACACCUCCAUGCUGCAGGACGACGCCCAGCGGCUGUACCUGCGGCUGGGCUUCAGGAAGGUGGAGGAGUUCCUCUGGCCCUCGCUGGCGGCGCGGCUGGUCGGCUUCACCGUGUUUAAGUACGGCUACGACGUGCCCCCGCUGCGGGACGCUUGAACCGGUGGAGACGCGUUCUGUCUGCCUGCCGCCGGGUCAAGACGAUCGUCACCACGUGUUGCAAAAUUCCUCACAAAGUGCUACAAAAAUCAUCACAAAGUGUUACAAAAUUCCUCACAAAGUGUUACAAAAAUCAUCACAAAGUGUUACAAAAAUCAUCACAAAGUAUUGCAACAAUCAUGAUUAUCUUUUGUGUGCGUUUUAAUUGUGCCGCUGACUGCAGUCACAUUAUUACACUUGUGUUGUGUUGUUGAAUUAUCCAACAUAUUGCCGUCCCAGCUCUGGUUCUGGACACUGUUAUCCGCCCCCAGGGCUUGAAAUCAUAUUCCUAGCUGGUCGUCCCAUUAAAGCAGUCAGGCACUUCAAUGGGCAACACGCGCACACACGCACACGCACACAGGACGCUUCCAUUCCGAACAGGAUGGAUGUCGACCCACAUAGCUGAUCUGUCAGAGGACGAGGACGAGGCUGAGCGGAUAAGAGUUUAACAGCAGGUAAGACAUGAUGGGGCUCCAGAACCGCACCACGCGUCGGCGUGCUCAGGGAAAAGUAGACGUUAAUUGCGGUCAGGUUUGGGAAUGGCAGCCCUAAAUGAAGCCACGGAAGGGGGUUGUGUCAGAAUGUGUGUGUGUGUGUAUGUGUGUGUGAUAGCUACAGCUAACUAGCAGCGGAUCAGGGAGUGCCCUUCUGACAGACCGCCUCAGGAGAAGCGCAAAAUGUGCGCUUUAUUAAAUGCUCAAAAUUGCGUAGCCGUCAUGUCAACGCAAGGGAGUGCUUGUGGUUUGCAUGGCCAUGAAACGGGUGCAUGUUAAGGGAUAUGUCUGAAUGCAUUUAGUUUUUAUCAUUCGCGGGUCUCCAUUACGCGUCCAAAUGUGCCGUUAUCAGCAGUUAUGGUAUUCACCCUCCUUCUGGUUAUUCUAUAUGGCUAAAUGCAUCGCACAUGCGGGAAUCAGCCGUACAAAUCAUGUCGUUAAUUGAACUCUUUCAACUUCUUGACUAA